AUGGCCAUCGACCAUUUGAAGAAGAAAUACGGCAAUUCUCAACUGCUACUAAACGAACUGACUGGAAGACUCGAGAAGUGCCAAGCAAGAAGUCGCCGAAUAGAAGAUCAGAGGAUCCUUCAGGAGGAACUGUCAUCGAUCAUCAACCAGAUGACACUCAAAGGAGAAUCCUUCGAAAACGUACUACUUCAGAAGCAAGUCUUGUCCAAGUUCAACGAACCAAUCCAGCGCCACGUUCUGAGGAAAAAACAAGAACAAGAACAAGCAUGGACCACCAGUCUUCUUCUUUCACAUGUCUGCAACAAUUUCAUCGACACCGAAUUAGAAAUUCAACGCCAUGUCGAUAAAGAUGACUAA
This is a messenger RNA of Necator americanus (New World hookworm), 357 nucleotides long. RefSeq lists its product as uncharacterized. Lineage: Eukaryota; Metazoa; Nematoda; Chromadorea; Rhabditida; Ancylostomatidae. The transcript has a single exon. The coding region runs from base 1 to 357 and encodes 118 amino acids. The record is from RefSeq and is a predicted model, not a curated record.